ACCUUACCAUUAAGUUUUAUCACAUACAUGUCACUCAAAGUUAUAGCCAGCUAGUUCUUUAUAUGUGAACCCUAAAUAGAAGAAGAGAAUUCUCAGUUUUAGACCUACACCGCAAAUAAAAAAAAGGAGAUGUCGGACAGGCCAGCGAUUGAGACAAUAAACCAACAAGUGGACGAGUUAAAGGAUGUAGUAAAGGAUAACAUCGAUAAAGUUUUAGAGCGAGGAGACAAGUUAGACGACCUGCAAGGCAGGGCAGAGGAACUAGAACAAAACGCGAACAGAUUUAAGAAGACUGCAAACAAAGUGAAGGAGAAAAAGAAAUGGCAGAAUCGAAAACUUUGGAUCAUACUUUCUGUUGUUGGGACAAUUUUAAUACUAGCUAUAGUUUUAGCCGCUUUAGGAUUUAGUGGUCAAUUAAAUGGUUAAUUUCGGACAGUACUGAUUCUUAUUUUAUGGUUGAACUAUUGAUAAAUUCUUUUCUAUGGGUUAUAAAACCAUUUGAAUGCAUUAUUGACGAAUUGUAUUAGCAUAAUAUUUUCAUGGAUUUGAAUCAGUGGCGGAUCCAGAAUGUGGGGCCGCGUUGAGCCCCCCACCCCCCACCCCGGUCCAUGGCAAAGCCCUGGUGGUGGCAAAUAGGACAAAGCCCCCGGAAGCUUCCAGGUUUUUUCUUAACGAUGUUGUUGAUUUAUUAAUGUCUAUGUUGAUGAUAACGCUUAUAGCAAUAGGACCCACGCUUGUAUCAAGGAAACACAGAGUAUUAUCAUACCAUCUGUAAAUGUUUCAAGUAUUCAAGAUAUUUAUUGGAUGAUGUAACUUCCUUCCCGGUAUUCAGGUGGACAGAUUUAAGGAGACUGCAAACAAAGUAAGGAAGAAAACAAAUGGCAGAAUCAAAAGAUUGAAAUCAUAGUUGCUUUGGUUACAAUGUAUGAUAAUUUUGAUAAUGCUUAUAUUUUUACCCGCACUAUGAAUUGAUAUGGUGAAAUAAUUUUAAGUGUCUAAUUUCAUUAUAUGUAAUAGCAAAUAUUGAUAUACUUAUUCAAGAGUGACUUGAAAGUCAUUGGAUAUUGACUAAACAAUUUACAUCAACAUUUAUAAUUACAUGGAUUCAAAUAGAGAUCUUUGUAUUUUUUUUUUCAUUUUCUUCGUAUAUAUGAUAUGUAUCAUUGUAUAUUAAUAAUUUUUUUUUUUUAAUGUUGACUUCCAAAUUGUCUUCUCAAUAAAAAUUCAUUUUUGUUUACAUCCUUUUAGAUUAUCUUCUGGCAUUCAU
Molecule: messenger RNA, 1267 nt
Organism: Magallana angulata
Lineage: Eukaryota; Metazoa; Mollusca; Bivalvia; Ostreida; Ostreidae
Product: synaptobrevin-like
Exons: 2
Coding region: 130-426 (98 amino acids)
Biological process (GO): vesicle-mediated transport; vesicle fusion
Cellular component (GO): plasma membrane; SNARE complex
Molecular function (GO): syntaxin binding; SNAP receptor activity
Source: RefSeq, a predicted model, not a curated record